CUCCGCGCAUGCGCGCCGCGCGCCGGACUCCUCGGACGCCGGCGGUUGAGCAUCGAUCGCGGUGCGCUCGUGCGAGCACCCCCACAAUAUGAUAUGGUACAGCUACAACCCAAAAUGUGGACCCUUGGGAGACUACUUGAUAGAACCUCGUUUGCUUUGAUAAUACCUCUGUUAAGAUAAUGGGAGACCCUUGGCAGGAGUGCACGGAUUAUGCAGUAGUCCUCGCAAGACAAGCUGGAGAGAUGAUUCGUGAAGCUCUGAAAACUGAGAUGAACGUCAUGAUUAAAAGUUCUCCCGCCGACUUGGUGACAGUUACUGACCAAAAAGUUGAGAAAAUGCUCAUGUCGUCUAUAAAGGAAAAGUACUCAUAUCACGGUUUCAUUGGUGAAGAAUCUGUGGCAGCUGGAGAAAAGACAGUCUUGACAGAGCAGCCCACGUGGAUCAUUGACCCUAUUGAUGGAGCGACUAACUUUGUGCAUCGUGCCUUUUGGACAGCAUGCCCUCAGAGAAUAUCUGCUCUCCCUGAAGAUUACUAUCCUCAGGGUCAUCUUGACUUGAACCGAAGGAACAAUAUGGUUGUAGCAGACCUAAUUGGUGAAUUGAAGACAGAUCUGUCUGAGACUGGAAUCAUCAACUAUUUGUAAGGGGUUUGUGAUGGGUUGAAUAAGAAGAUCAUGAAGUAAAUAAUAAUCUAUGCAAGAAGGCUCUUUGGGGUUUGAGCAAGUCCUAAAGGAUCAUCUACUGAAGUUUUUACCAAGAAGGUAUCACAUCUGAAACUGUCUUUCCAUAAAGUUGCCCUACCACUAAACCACCAACCAAAGAGUACACAUGGAGGGAUCCAUGGCUCCAACUGCUUAUGUAGCAGAGGAUGGCCUUGUUGGACAUUAAAGGGAGGAGUGGUCCUUGGUCCUGAGAAGGCUCGAUGCACCAGUAUAAGGGAAUGCCAAGACAGAGAAGCAGGAGUGGAUGGGUUGGUGAGCAGGAGUAGCGGGGGAUGGGAUAGGGUGUUUUCGGAGGGGAAAACAGGAAAAGGAAUAACAUUUGAAAUGUAAAUAAAGAAAAUAUCUAAUUAAAAAAGAAUCAAAUAAGAUAGUUAAUAUCAGAAAUUGUGAAAGUGAUAAACAUUAAAAAGUAUGCAAAUAGAUAAUUAGCAAUGAA
This is a messenger RNA of Apodemus sylvaticus (European woodmouse), 1158 nucleotides long. Its product is annotated as inositol monophosphatase 1-like. The transcript has 8 exons. Gene Ontology annotation, biological process: inositol metabolic process; signal transduction. The coding region runs from base 180 to 644 and encodes 154 amino acids. NCBI's taxonomy places the organism in Eukaryota, Metazoa, Chordata, Mammalia, Rodentia, Muridae. Gene Ontology annotation, molecular function: inositol monophosphate 1-phosphatase activity. The record is from RefSeq and is a predicted model, not a curated record.